Molecule: messenger RNA, 6483 nt
Organism: Spirometra erinaceieuropaei
Lineage: Eukaryota; Metazoa; Platyhelminthes; Cestoda; Diphyllobothriidea; Diphyllobothriidae
Source: the annotation of a GenBank genome assembly
AUGGUUAUCAAUCUCCUAACAAAAAGGUUAGUUAAAAAAAACCAGACAUUUUAUCAAUUCCGAAAUGUCAAAUUAGCAGAUCUGUGCGAAUUGGUGCCCUAAAGUGCAAUAAUAACGCAGAUAGAGAUUCCUUCGUUUAAGUGGGCUGAAAUGUUUUUGUCGUAUGGAAAAGUCUACCUGAUUUCACAUAGAUGACCACCACGGAAUGGUCAUUUCCAACUUUAUACAUAUGACACAUGACACACUACUUUUCUAGUAUUUUAGCUUCUGUGCAUACUUUUCCAGAAAUGGAACGAGCAAAACCUGUUUAGUUUCAUCGAAAUAUCAGUAUUUGUAUGGACGCUCUGCCAUGCAUUCAUAAUCGAAGAACGGAGUCUAAAAGCGAGCAAAAACAGUGGAAAUGGCCUCAAUGUAUAGAGAAAGGCAUGUUCUUGCGUUUACGGUAGAAAAGUAUUAGUGUUGCUUAUGAACGUGAAAAAAACCGUCAAAAGUGUCGAAUUUUUACUUGGCCUCACCGUGCAAAAAUGCAAAGUACACAGAGAUCCGUCAACGCAGUGCAGUAAUAAAGCACUUCCUAAAGAGGUAACUUAUUUGGAAAGGUUUUCUUAUUGAUGCAAGGCAUAUUCGUUGGUGACUUUCAUUGUGGACAGUCAUUUUUCUCGAAAAUGAAGUUUGAUGUUUGAAUGAAUAUAUAAAUGUGACCCAAACGACCAUCUUCGUAAAAAUGAGUGCCCGAACGCUCACUAGUUCAGUAACUGCCUUCAAGAAUAAUCUUAUUUUAAAGUUCUCAACAGACAGGUAAUUCAAAAUCUGUCUUUACGGACGAUCGGGUGAAAACACUGAAAAUCAUGAGGUAUUUAGCAAUAUUUCGAGGCCGAUCUGAAACUCGCGUAGUCCAGAACGAAAGAAGAGUGUAAAUUAAUUUAACGCAAGAAAAGUUCUCUCUAUAAACACAAAAUGGUAUGUUUACGAUCAAGCCUGUCAGUUCUAUUUAAACUUAUUAGGCACCGACCGGCCUCAUGGCAUGUCACCUUAUGAAGACCUUUGAUCCUACGACGUCCCCAUCGGCGAGAUCAAGCAAAAUCCAGCUUUUCUCGUUGAACUCCAUCUCAUUUAACUUGAAACCGUUAAUGAAAUUAUGAAACACUGGAAAACUGUUUUGGAAUCUACACCCAUGAUGUAGGUAGUUGACAAACCGUCAUGUAUGUCUUAGACUCCGGUUACGCAUCUGAACGACAUUUUCAUUGAAGGGAUAGUAAUUUAACCGCGGGAGUUUUGAUAAAUGAAUUCAGUCGAACUCGAAAACUUAUUUUACCUCCGAUGUUAACCAUGGAAAUCAACAUGCUAAUACAAAGGUUAUUUUAAGAAGACCAGAGGUUUUAUUAAUUUCUAAAUGUCAAAUAAGCAGAUCUGUGCGAUCUGGUGCCCUAAAGUGCAAUAAUAACGCAGAUAGAGAUUCCUUCGUUUAAGUGGGCUGAAAUGUUUUUGUCGUAUGGAAAAGUCUACCUGAUUUCACAUAGAUGACCACCACGGAAUGGUCAUUUCCAACUUUAUACAUAUGACACAUGACACACUACUUUUCUAGUAUUUUAGCUUCUGUGCAUACUUUUCCAGAAAUGGAACGAGCAAAACCUGUUUAGUUUCAUCGAAAUAUCAGUAUUUGUAUGGACGCUCUGCCAUGCAUUCAUAAUCGAAGAACGGAGUCUAAAAGCGAGCAAAAAUAGUGGAAAUGGCCUCAAUGUAUAGAGAAAGGCAUGUUCUUGCGUUUACGGUAGAAAAGUAUUAGUGUUGCUUAUGAACGUGAAAAAAACCGUCAAAAGUGUCGAAUUUUUACUUGGCCUCACCGUGCAAAAAUGCAAAGUAUACAGAGACCCGUCAACGGAGUGCAGUAAUAAAGCACUUCUUAAAGAGAUAACUUGUUAAGGAAGGUUUUCUUAUUGAUCAAAGGCAGAUUCGUUGUUGUGGACAACAAUGUUUCGUUCGUUGUGGACAACAAUGUUUCUCGAAAAUGAAGUUUGAUGUUUGAAUGAGUCUUCACAUGUGACCCAAACGACCAUCUUCGUAAAAAUGAGUGCCCGAACGCUCACUAGUUCAGUAACUGCCUUCAAGAAUAAUCUUAUUUUAAAGUUCUCAAUAAACAGGUAGUUCACAAUCUGUCUUGAUGGACGAUCGGGUGAAAGCACUGAAAAUCAUGAGGUAUUCAGCAAUAUUUCGAGGCCGAUCUGAAACUCGACCUAAUCCGAAACGAACGAAAAGUGUAAGUUAAUUUAGUGGAAGAAAGAUUCUCUCCGUAAACACAGAAUGGUGUGUUUACGAUCACGCCUGUAAGUUCCAUUUGAAUUUAUUUUACACCGACUGACCUCAUGGCAUGCCACCUUACGAAAACUUUACUUCCUACGAUAUUGGCAUCUGUGAAAUCAAGGAAAAUCCAUUUUCUCUUGCUGAACCCAUCUCUUUUAACUCAAACGAGUCAAGGAUAACGCGAAAGCCUGGAAAACUGCUUUGGAAUCUACACCCAGAACGUAGGCAGUUUACAAACCGCCAUAUAUGAAAUCAUACUAAUUAUUAAAUGAUAUUUAGAUGUAACCUUCACUAAAAUACUAUUAUUUGACGUUAUUUUAUUUAUACUUUCGUAUUUACUACGUUUUUGACAUGAGAAUAUAUACAUUACAUUGAAAAAAGGAAGUUUACUAAAUUACAGCCAUUUCUGACGUUUUCGAGAUAUUGCGCUUUUCUAACGAAAUCGGCAUUUCUAAACAAAGCAACACUGCCUUUAAUAUUUUUAAUGUUUUUAAUUCUUUUAAACUUUCACUUAAUUAACAUAGACAUUGGACUCGUGAAAUGAUGUCGGUUUGCGGGUGAUUGACAAUCAUUCGUUUAUUUCGACAUAUUUCAUCAGUUAGGUAACGCACUGUACACUAUGGUAAGGGUUUUCGAUAACGACCAACACUUCAUGUGCACACAGAUGCACGGAUUGGACCUCGUUAAUGACGGUGCGUAGUCUUCUCUAAGAUACAUAUGUGCACAGACUGCGGUACAGUAGGUGAAAUAAUCACUUAAUCAGUUAUUUUACAGAUAAACACUUCAGAAACAUUAUACGUAUUGCCCCGUAUGUAUACAUAUGUAUAUCGAUAUGUGCCCCAAUGUUCAGACAGUCUAAAUUACCAUGUAUUACCCUAGAACGAUCGCUACCGUCAUCAGAUCGAAUGAUAUGCGUGGGAGUUUUUGUCACACAUUGAUAGUCUACGACAGUGUCUCGAAACCAUGUGCCUCUCAGGGCCAAAAUGCAGCGUUCAUCCGUCUUGAAGUCCCGUUCUGCGAUUAAAUACAAGCAAGCACCUGAAUCCUGAUGGCUUAUGUGCCACUUUCAUGAGUUAGGUCACUAACUGUAUUUGCCUAACCCCGCAUGUCCUCGGAAGCGGCCUUGUCGUCUGCAGACACGGUUAAGAAAGGCGUGCCCAGCCAGGCGGUGGAUCUUCCAAAAACUGCCUAAAACUGGGUGAUUCCUUUCGGUCAAGUAGGUCAGCCGUUGUUAGCCAAUAGCACCACAGUCCCCAGGUGUCCCGAAAUCGGGACAGAUCGUACGCGCCACACUUUUGAGAGGUGCGUACGGAUUGACUCGCUGCUUCGCCUUAUAAAGCCACGGAAGCUCUGCACACUGAUGAUCAGAGAGUGAUAACAGCCCUCUUUGUGGGUGAGGAUGCGGGACGUCCGAUGCACUUGGUCUGACAGCGAACGGCUUGAUUAAUAACGAUAGCUCCUGGAACUCUCUCUCUGUGUGCGCGCUAGGCGCCGAAACUGUUGACAGAGCGAGAGUUAGAUUCGCCAGAGAGUGCACAAACUGAGCGCCAACACAAAUUCUCCGAACCAGAUCUCUCUCUCUCUCGCUCUGUGUGUACGUCUGGCGCAGAGAAUGUUGACGACCGGACUGCGGAAGUGCGUCUCCUGAGCCGAUGGUAGACCUUGGAGCCAGCUGUGCCGUAUGUCACGGGGUGCGUCGACAUCUGAGAUGAUGAAAUCCGUUUCAUCAGACACUGGAAACGCCUCCUGAGUAUUGAAACACAUAGUAAGAAGCUCUGUUCAUGUGAAUGUGCACAUUCUGUUGUAGGGCAGGCGUCGAGGUUCUGUCCCCUGAAAUCGGACGCCAGGUGUGGAGACCGAAAGACCCAAUACAGUCGGGGUGAAGGACCCCGCUUAAGUGCCGGUAGACUGUGGAUCGUGUCAUAGGGGAAUCAUGCAAUUGGGGGUUUUACGGAUGGAAUAAUACGUCACACAGAAAGAUCAAGGAACGCAAGAGGACACAGAAAUUGUUUGGAUUUCAGCCAAAAGUCUUAUUGUACGCUUUCGUAUGACAACGGAAGUGGGCGCGGUAAUUAAAAUAUUAGCAAAGAGCAAAUCUCGAAAAUAGCAGAGUUUGAGUAAUGGUUUUGGGCAUAAGAAGUGCAGUAGAUGUGCUAACUCAUGAAAUGUUAACCGAAAUUCUGAAAUGGAUUUUCCACUCAAAAAGAUUACUCAGAUAGGGUUGUAAUAUUGAUCACCGUGCAACAUAAUCCCAUCAUAAUUCAGGUACUUCAGGAUGCCAGCUUUUAUGCCCAUAUCUUUCUGACCGCCUGCAAAAACCACACACUGUAAAAUAAUAACUACAUGUCUAAUGUGAAUUUUUCUCAUUGAUUUUCGAUGCAUUUGGAAAUUCAAAUAUACGCAUAGAAAACAUGAAUAAAAUAUUCAUGCUUUUGCUUAUUUAGCAGAAAAAUGUGUUUUCUUUAAAUUUCGUGCUUGAGAGAAGGAUGUAAUUCGGUUUUAAAAAGCCUUUUCUAAUUCCUGAAUAAUAUUGAAACCGACCUGCCGUAACAUUUACAUCGAGGGUUUCGAAACUACAAGCAUCAUUUUUCCGCGCACGGGAAAUCAUGCAUUUCUUUACCCUGUUGAGAGGUUUAUACAAUAUGAGCCAUACUGUAAACUUAGCCAGCAACAGGCUGUUUUAUGAACGGACAUUUUACGAUCUAAAAAAUCUCGUAAUUUUCAACCCUUGUAAAACCGAAUCAUACACUUCCGUCAAGCGUAGAAUUUAAAGACGUAAUUGUCUACCAAAUGGGUAAAAUACUGAAAAUAUUAAUGCGUGGUUGUAACGAGAUAUAUUUGAAUUUAUAAGGGUAUUUAAAAUCGAUAGGAAAAAUCACACUACUUAAGUAGUUAUUUUUUUGCAGUGUGGAUUUUACAGGCGACCGGAAAGAAGUUCGUACAAAUGCCGGCAUCCUGAAGUAACUGAAUUAUCAUGAGAUUAUACUGCACACUGCUCACUAUCACAACCCUGCUUAAGUAAUCUUUUUGAGCGAAAAACGCAUUUCAGAAUUUCAGUCGACACUUUUUGAGUUAGCACAUCUACUGUAAUUGUUGUUGGCAGUGUAAUAUCUGCCUGAUCGCAUGAAUAAAAUAUUCAUUCUUUUGCCUAUUCGGUAAAAAAUUACAUCUUCUUCAAAUUUCAUGCUUGAGAGAAGGGUACAAUUCUGUUUUAAAAAGACUUUCUAAUUCUUGAAUUAUUUUGAAGCCGACCUGCCGUUACAUUUACAUCCAGGGUUUCGAAACUACAAGCUACAUUUUUUAGUGUACCGAAGAUCAUACAUGUCUAUACUCUGUUGAGAGGAGGCCACGUUGGGUUCAUACAGUUUCGCUGUGGAUUUGAGCCACACUGUAAACUUUGCAAAAAAAUAUUAGUAACUGCAGAUACAAGGUGUUUUAUGGGCGGACAUUUCACGCUCUAUAAAAUCCCAUAAUUAUCAUCUAUUUUAAAUCCGAACCAUACACUUCCUUCAAGCGUAAAAUCUGAAGACGUAAUUGUCUACCAAAUGAGUAAAGUACUGAAAACAUUUAUGGGUGAUUUCAUCGAGAUACACUUGAAUUUAUAAGGGCAUCUAAAAUCAAAAGGAAUAAUUGUACAAGGUGAGUAGUUAUUUUUUGCAGAGUGGGGUUUUUAUAGGCGGCCGGAAAGAAAUUCGUAUUAAAAUCGACAUCCUGAAGUAACUGAAUUAUUAUGAGAUCAUGGUGAACAGUAUUCAGUAUUACAAUUCUACUUAAGUAAUCUUUUUGAGUGGAAAACUCAUUUCAAAAUUUCAGUUGACACUUCAUGAGUUAGCACAUCUACUGUAAUUGCUGUUAGCAGUGUAAUGUCUGCUACGGCCUGCAGAUGGAUGUCAAGAUAAAACCCUACAUGACCCGAUCCACGGUCUAUUAACAGUUAAGUAAGGUCCUUUACCCUUCCGUCAUCUGGAGUCGUUUAGCAGAUCUGGUGAACUUGUGGACAAAUCGACUAAGUCGGCGAAAAUUAGAGAUUUCCUCAGAGAUGGAUGGCCGAACAUGCAGCAGCAGCAGCAGCAGCAGCAGCAGCAGCAGCAGCAGCAGCAGCAGCAGCAGCAGCAGCAGCAGCAGCAGCAGCAGCAGCAGCAGCAGCAGCAGCAGCAGCAGGAAGAGGAGGAAGGACGCUAG